Botrytis fragariae is the source of this 309-nucleotide messenger RNA. Its product is annotated as putative antibiotic biosynthesis monooxygenase protein. Lineage: Eukaryota; Fungi; Ascomycota; Leotiomycetes; Helotiales; Sclerotiniaceae. The coding region runs from base 1 to 309 and encodes 102 amino acids. The transcript has 4 exons. The record is from RefSeq and is a predicted model, not a curated record.
AUGUCCGAAGAAAUCCAAGUCAUCGCCAUCUUCCACCCCACCCCCGGGAAAGAAAAUCGACUCCAACAAAUCCUCCUCGAUCUCGCGAGCAAAGUCCGUGAAAAUGAACAGGGUGUUAAAAAAUACCAAGCCUUCGAACAGAUAGACUCGCAGAGCGGUUCGAAUGUUGUUCUUUUUCAGGAAACUUUCACCACGCACCUAUCAUCCCCCUACUUCACUUCCACCGGCGAAAUCCUCGCCAAAGAAGAAUUGAUUACCAAACCCUUUGAAGUGAUAGUAUUAAAUCCUAUUGGUGGAUUUACACGUUAG